GCGAUCGCGGCCGGAGCGGCACCGGGAGCGGCACCGGGAGCGGCACCGGGAGCGGGAGCACCAUGAUGGCCAACGCGGCCACCAUGCGGAUCCUCAUCAAGGGGGGGAAGGUGGUGAACGACGACUGCACGCUCGAGGCCGACGUCUACAUCGAGAACGGCAUCAUCCAGCAAGUGGGGCGCGAGCUGAUGAUCCCCGGCGGUGCCAAGGUCAUCGACGCCACCGGCAAGCUCGUCAUCCCGGGCGGCAUCGACACCAGCACCCACUUCCACCAGACCUUCAUGAAUGCCACCUGUGUCGAUGACUUCUACCACGGCACCAAGGCAGCGCUGGUGGGGGGCACGACAAUGAUCAUCGGCCACGUCCUGCCCGACAAGGAGACGUCGCUGCUGGACGCCUACGAGAAGUGCCGCAGCCUGGCCGACCCCAAGGUGUGCUGUGACUACGCCCUGCACAUGGGCAUCACCUGGUGGGCGCCCAAGGUGAAGGCAGAGAUGGAGACGCUGGUGCGGGAGAAGGGGGUGAACUCCUUCCAGAUGUUCAUGACCUACAAGGACCUGUACAUGCUGCGGGACAGCGAGCUCUACCAGGUCCUGCGCGCCUGCCGCGACUUCGGCGCCAUCGCCCGCGUCCACGCCGAGAACGGAGAGCUGGUGGCUGAGGGAGCCAAGGAAGCGCUGGAUCUGGGCAUCACGGGACCGGAGGGCAUUGAGAUCAGCCGGCCCGAAGAGCUGGAAGCCGAGGCCACGCACCGUGUCAUCACCAUCGCCAACAGGACCCACUGCCCGGUGUACCUGGUGAACGUCUCCAGCAUGUCUGCAGGGGACGUCAUCGCUGCUGCCAAGAUGCAAGGGAAGGUGGUGUACGCGGAGACGACCACGGCGCACGCCACGCUCACCGGGCUGCACUACUACCACCAGGACUGGUUCCACGCCGCCGCCUACGUCACCGUGCCGCCGCUGCGCCUCGACACCAACACCUCCGCCUACCUCAUGAGCCUGCUCGCCAACGACACGCUGAACAUCGUGGCCUCGGACCACCGGCCCUUCAGCACCAAGCAGAAGGCCAUGGGCAAGGAGGACUUCACCAAGAUCCCCCACGGUGUCAGCGGGGUGCAGGACCGCAUGAACAUCAUCUGGGAGCGCGGCGUGGUGGGGGGUAAGAUGGAUGAGAACCGCUUCGUGGCCGUGACCAGCUCCAACGCCGCCAAGAUCCACAACCUGUACCCCCGCAAGGGCCGGAUCAUCCCCGGGGCCGACGCCGACGUCGUGGUCUGGGACCCCGAGGCCACCAAGACCAUCUCGGCCAGCACCCAGGUGCAGGGUGGGGACAUCAACCUGUACGAGAACAUGCGGUGCCACGGGGUGCCCCUGGUCACCAUCAGCCGCGGGCGCGUGGUCUACGAGAACGGCGUGUUCAUGUGUGCCGAGGGCACCGGCAAGUUCUGCCCCCUCCGCUCCUUCCCGGACGUCGCCUACAAGAAGCUGGUGCAGCGGGAGAAGACUUUGAAGCUGCGGGGUGUGGAUCGCACCCCGUACCUGGGGGACGUGGCCGUGGUUGUGCAUGCUGGGAAAAAAGAGACGGGGACGCCCCUGGCCGAUACGCCCACCCGGCCGGCCACGCGACACGGGGGCAUGAGGGACCUCCACGAGUCCAGCUUCAGCCUCUCCGGUUCUCAGAUCGAUGACCACGUUCCAAAACGAGCCUCGGCCCGGAUUCUCGCUCCCCCCGGGGGCCGGUCGAGCGGCAUCUGGUAGAGCCGGGGACCUGUCCCCCAACUGAGGACCGGGCGCCGCCCCCAGCGCCCCCCGGACCCGGCUCGGGCGGGGCUCCCCUCGCCGGGGGGCCCUGCCUGGCCCCCGUGCUGCCGGCGGGGCCGUGCCGGCGGCGGGGCCGUGCGCGGGGGCCGCGGAGGGCCGGGGGCAGCGGGUGCCCCCCCGGCCCUUUUCUGUUUGCACGUUGGGUUUGGAUCAGUGAAUUUUUGACUUGUUUGUGCAUCACGUGGAAAUACUCUGAAGUGGUUUGUGUCACUAGCGUAGGGGAGACGCAGGGACCCCCCCCUUCCUGCCCCUGGCCUGACCCCAUCCCUGACCCCCAUCACCGUCCCUGAACCCCAUUCCUGCCCGUCCUCCAUCACCAAGUCCCUAUCCCUAACCCCCAUCACCGCCCUUAACCGCAGUGCCCGUCACUGUCCUCCUGUCUCCACCUCCAUCCCUGCACCACCAUCCAUCCCUGACCCCCCACCACACCCCAGCCCCCCAUUCCCAUCCCUUUCCCCCACGCCCGACCCUCACCUGCACUCCUGCAGCCCCAUUCCUGCCCCCUCUCACCCUCCCCUCUAUCCCUGUCCCCCCUUCCCCAGCCCUGCACCUCCCCAUCCCCGCACCCCCCGUUCCUGCCCCUCUCCGUGCCCCCCCCGGCAGUGAGCGGUGUCACACACACCCCUGCCCGAGCACGGGGCCAGCGAGCUGCCCUGGCACAGGCGUGCACACGCGUGUCCCCCCGUGUCACCCCUGCCCGGGCCCAGCGAGGUGUCCCCAGCACACGCCUGUGUCACCCCUCACGCUCCAGGCGUGUUUGCACACGCGUGUGCGCAGGUGAACCCCUCAGCACACCUGCACACGUGUCCCCACCCCUCUGACACCUGUUCCAGGCUGUGCUGGGGCCCCUCUCGCCCACCGAGCCCCCAGCGCUGCCCCCGGUGCUGAUGGGGGUCCGGGUGCGUGUGGCCCCCCCCGAGGGGUUCCCGUCCCCCCUGGUGCUAUUGGGGGUGCCCUGGCCCCACUCCCCACCCCCCACCACCCUGUGCCCUCCCCCUGUAGGUCCCUGUAGGUGUUUGGGGGCCGGUGGGUGCCUGGUGGGGGGUCCUGUGUCCCCCUGGGUGGUCCCACACGGCCAAUUUAGGAACCUGCCGUCCGUUGUUUGCUCAUUAAAGACCGUUCACAGCGC
Pipra filicauda (Wire-tailed manakin) is the source of this 2949-nucleotide messenger RNA. RefSeq names its product dihydropyrimidinase like 5 (gene DPYSL5). The record is from RefSeq and is a predicted model, not a curated record. The coding region runs from base 63 to 1757 and encodes 564 amino acids. Gene Ontology annotation, molecular function: hydrolase activity, acting on carbon-nitrogen (but not peptide) bonds, in cyclic amides. The transcript is spliced from 13 exons. Gene Ontology annotation, cellular component: cytoplasm; cytosol. Lineage: Eukaryota; Metazoa; Chordata; Aves; Passeriformes; Pipridae.